AUGGAUCAACUUGCCUUUGCUCAUCAAUACUCGAGAGAAUAUCCUAAUGCUGAUGUUGACCAGGUUAGACUGGCAUACGAGAAAUACCUCAAAGAACAACAAGAGAGACAAGAGACAUUAUGGGUUAAUAGAGGAGCCACGAAGGAGAAUAAUUCGAAUGCU
This is a messenger RNA of Ambispora gerdemannii, 162 nucleotides long. The record is from the annotation of a GenBank genome assembly. NCBI's taxonomy places the organism in Eukaryota, Fungi, Glomeromycota, Glomeromycetes, Archaeosporales, Ambisporaceae.